AUGUGCGGCAUAUUCUGCCUGCUGAGUCUGCCUCCUGCUCAGUUUGAGUGGGAUAAAACAAUUUAUCAACAUUUAAAGAGAAGAGGACCUGACUUCAGCCAGGAUAUCACAGUCAGAGGUGCAAAUCCCUGUUUUCGAUGUCUUUUCUCUGCCCAUGUUCUCCACAUGAGAGGUCUUCUCACCCCUCAGCCAGCUCAAGACAACGCUGGAAAUGUCUUACUAUGGAACGGGGAGAUUUUUGGAGGCGUUUCUGUGAUGCCGGAGGAAAAUGAUACCGCUGUUGUCUCUCAGUGUCUGUCAUCGUGCAGGAGCCCUUCAGAGAUUCUGGCUGUUCUGUCCACCAUACGCGGACCAUGGGGGUUUGUUUACUACCAGAAGGCGGCAGACUGCCUCUGGUUUGGCCGAGACUUCUUUGGGAGGCGGAGUUUGCUGUGGAAAUUUGAUGAAAACAUAAAUGCUUUGACUCUUACUUCUGUUGCAGCUUGCAGCUUUGGAGAAGAUCAGUCUGCCUGGCAGGAAGUCCCAGCAGCUGGCGUGUACAAGAUCAGUCUAAAAGCUGCUGUAGAAGCUGGUUCAGUGAUGUUUGAAGUUUUUCCUUGGGCUCAUGAAGGAAAUAAGUUUAUCUCAGGCUGCAGUGAGACUAUCUUAGAGUCUGUGCCGAGUGGCUGCAGUGCUGUGAUAAAUGAAGAAGGCCUAGUGCUCUCCUCACCAGUGUGCCCUCUGAAUACAUCUAUCCCAGAGUCAAUAAAUGAACAAGAAAUUCAUUCAAACUCAUGCAUCAAGGAUCCGGAGCAGCUGCUUGCAAGCAAAGAUAAAAACAAUGAAGUGAACCGUCUUAUUGAUGUUCUCAGUGAGGCUGUGCGACGGCGUGUUCAGUCUCUGCCCCUCAGGAUGCAGAAUGAUUCCACUCCUACUCGUGACCAGGCUAGUGUUGCCAUCCUUUUCUCUGGUGGGAUCGAUUCCAUGAUCCUGGCGGUGUUAGCCGAUCGCCACAUACCUGCUCACGAACCAAUAGACCUCCUCAAUGUAGCGUUCAAACUGCAGGAGCCAAAGAAGCAGAAAGAGUCAGCAAAGGAACCCAAGAAGCACAAAAAUAAACCAACAGAUGAGAAGCAGAGAGCUGAUUGCAAAAUUUCCAGCCCUUUUGAUGUUCCAGACAGAAUUACAGGAAGAGCCGGCCUCAAGGAAUUACAAGACUUGAAUCCUGAAAGAAGAUGGAACUUUGUUGAAGUUGAUGUAACGCAGGAGGAGCUGCAGGAGAUGCGACAGGAGCGUGUUUGUCAUCUGGUGCAUCCACUGGAUACGGUCCUGGAUGACAGUAUCGGGUGUGCUGUGUGGUUUGCAGCCAGAGGGAGAGGGUUCCUCAUGGAGGGUGGUGACCGGAGGAGCUUCACAUCAUCAGCAAAGGUCAUUUUAACAGGAAUUGGAGCAGAUGAGCAGCUAGCAGGAUACUCCAGACACAGAGUCCGAUUUAAAACUUCAGGACAUGAGGGACUGAUCCAGGAGCUGGCCAUGGAGCUAGGCAGGAUCUCUUCCAGGAAUCUAGGCCGGGAUGACCGAGUGAUAGGCGACCAUGGAAAAGAGGCGAGGUUUCCCUACUUGGACGAGGAUGUGGUGAGCUACUUAAAUUCUCUUCCUGUGUGGGAGAAAGCAGAUCUGACUCUUCCUCGAGGCGUCGGAGAGAAACUCCUCCUCAGACUGACAGCAAAGCAGCUCGGUCUCGGCCAAUCAGCUGUCCUGCCUAAAAGAGCCAUGCAGUUCGGCUCCCGCAUCGCAAAGAUGGAGGACAAACAUGAGAAAGCCUCUGAUAAAUGCACAAGACUCCUUACAGGGUAGACAAUAUAAAAAU
Messenger RNA from Cheilinus undulatus (humphead wrasse), 1849 nucleotides. RefSeq names its product asparagine synthetase domain containing 1 (gene asnsd1). The record is from RefSeq and is a predicted model, not a curated record. The transcript has 3 exons. The coding region runs from base 1 to 1836 and encodes 611 amino acids. Lineage: Eukaryota; Metazoa; Chordata; Actinopteri; Labriformes; Labridae. Gene Ontology annotation, molecular function: asparagine synthase (glutamine-hydrolyzing) activity.